Poecilia reticulata (guppy) is the source of this 735-nucleotide messenger RNA. Lineage: Eukaryota; Metazoa; Chordata; Actinopteri; Cyprinodontiformes; Poeciliidae. The record is from RefSeq and is a predicted model, not a curated record.
AUAGAAAAGAAGAAGAAGGACGAGGAAGCGGAAAGAAAGAAGAUGGCGCAUGGUCUGUUUUGUUGAAUGUUUGAAUAUUUCUCUAAACAAGUUUAUCAACGAGCAGUUAAUCCUGCUGAAGAAACUUUCACAGAGUUUAAAUAAAUCAUCGUCAAGUCGGAGGAAGAGAUGGAUGAUCAGCGCAGACUGCUGGAUUUCUCCCGGAUUCCCCGGAUAAUCUUACACCGGAUAGAUUACCUGCUACAUAACGUUAAGGAGGAGCCAUGGAACCAGGAGAGGAGAUCCACUCUGGACCGGGAGGAGUCAGAACAUCUGCAGGUGAAACAAGAACAGGAAGAACCAGAAGAUCAUCAGAUAAAAGAAGAGCAGGAGGAUCUAGAGCAUCAGCAGAUAAACGUGGAAGAGAAAGAAGUUUACUGCAGUCAGGGUGAAGAACAGGUUAAGGUAAAACAGGAGACUGAUACCUGCAUGGUGGUUCCUGUUGAUGAACAAACAUCUCACACUGAAUCAGAACCAAACAUGAACCAAGUCAUCUUCCAGGAAGCUGCUGAAGCUGAGAACCAAAAUCRGAAAAGAAGCAAACCUUUCUCAUGUGAGACYUGUGAUAAACGUUUUGCUUUAAAAUCUGUUCUUGAUGCUCACAUGAGAAGUCAUACGGGUGAAAAGCCGUUUUCAUGUGUGACCUGUGGAAAAGGUUUUCGUCUAAAACAGAAUUUAACUCGGCACAUGAUGAUU